AUGAAGUCCGGUCAAAUAGUCCACGCCAUAUUGAGAACGCUACAGUGUGAUCAAAGACUUCCUGGUUGUGCCAAAUGCGACAAAUAUGGGCAACCUUGCCCUGGAUAUGACCGAGGCUUCAAGUUUAUUGCUGGAAAGCCAUAUCGGGACCGGCGGCAACCUAAUUCCAGGAACGACAAAAAGGAUGGAACACGUUCUAAGACUGUAACCUCGUAUUCUAACAUUGAUCUUGAGCCGACCUGCCAGACUCUGGCCAAGAGAGAGAAACCAUCUUCUCUCAUUUCUGUGGAUAUGAACGUUGUGCAACAUCUUUGUGUUCUCAUUGAUGACUUCUCUCAACCAUACACCCCCAGCCCAACACAUGUUGUGGUUAGAUGGUUUGGGUUUCUUCCCUCCAUUUAUGGCCAAAAUCGGGUAUUGGAUGCCACCAUAAGGUCUUUCACGGCACAUCAUUUUGGGCGCACUACUAAAAAUACCCAAAUGGUGUCGUACGCCCGAUCAGCUUAUGGAGAAGCGUUGCGUGGGCUCCGGAAAUCGCUGGAAACUCCUGCGCAAGGUCUAUCUUCCCAUAUAUUUUGUGCUGUAGUACUGCUAUGCAUGUAUGAGGUAAAUAAUUUCCACUCCGAAAUCGUUCAUUUGUCAGUGACUGACCAUAUGCAGCUUUUCACAGAUACUGAGACCCCAGAAUCGUGGAUGAAGCAUGCCAGAGGGCUCAGCCAGCUGGUACGGAUUCGAGGGCCAGAUAGGUACAACGCUGAGCUUGACAUAACGUUACUCAAGGCUGCCAGAGGGUUGAUUGUGAUGCACUCAAUGUUCUCCGGUGAAGAGUGCUUUUUAGCCUCGGAUGAGUGGCAUGAUACGAUGCGACCGCAAUACACAUCAGACUUUCCCACAGAAGUGCACAACAACAUCGAACUGUUCUUUGCAUACUUCACAUAUGCUCCGAGUCUUGUGCAUAAGCUCUAUGCUUUAAUACAAGUCGACGCCAUCAGUGCUGAAGCCCUACAAACAGUCUCCGAGGUCCUGUGCGAAGCCCUCGAGAUGCAGAUGAAACUGGCUAGAUGGUAUGAGCGAUUUUCUCAAAUCGUACCACCGCCAACCGAAACACUCUCCUCGACCGGGGAUGAGCUAUAUCCGAUUAUCCUCACAUAUACAGACGUGAGCUACGCAACGAUCUACUGCGGUUACUACUCCUACAUGGUACUCAUUCAUGAAAUUUUGAAAACCUGUGGCUACCCCGGUGAGCAUGAAGCCAUGGUUACCUAUUUCAGAGAUCAAAUAUGCAAGUCAGUCGAAUACAACAGUGUGGGAGUAAUGGGCCCAUACCGAAUGGCGUUUCCUCUCCACGUGGCAUUCGAAGUUGCGGAUCCGGUGACAAGAUCUUGGAUCUUGAACCGCCUUGAACAAUUUUCAAAUAUCUACGCAGCCGCUCAGCGAAAGAACCAUCAGACUGUCUUGUGA
This is a messenger RNA of Penicillium egyptiacum, 1461 nucleotides long. NCBI's taxonomy places the organism in Eukaryota, Fungi, Ascomycota, Eurotiomycetes, Eurotiales, Aspergillaceae. The record is from the annotation of a GenBank genome assembly.